This is a messenger RNA of Drosophila montana, 1694 nucleotides long. RefSeq names its product 48 related 3 (gene Fer3). Gene Ontology annotation, molecular function: DNA-binding transcription factor activity, RNA polymerase II-specific; protein dimerization activity; RNA polymerase II transcription regulatory region sequence-specific DNA binding. The transcript has 2 exons. Gene Ontology annotation, biological process: developmental process; regulation of transcription by RNA polymerase II. Bases 791 to 1585 code for a protein of 264 amino acids. The record is from RefSeq and is a predicted model, not a curated record. NCBI's taxonomy places the organism in Eukaryota, Metazoa, Arthropoda, Insecta, Diptera, Drosophilidae.
AAAAAUAUUUAUCUAUCUAUAUAUUUAUAAUAAAUGACAGCUUAUUUUAGAGAAAUUCUUUCAAUAGCUUUAUCUCACAUCAUAAUUAAGUUUUCCAUUGCAUUUAACUGAUUGAUUCUAAAGCUUUAGAAAAGCCAUCGAGUAACAAGACAAGGAGACGAAAAGUCAUUUUCAGCUAUUAUUACCGUUUUAACUUAUAACAAGUUAUUUCUUUAUUAAAAAAGCAAAGGAUAAAAGCUUUUAAAGUCCGAUAAGGCGCUUAAAACUUGAUAGUCGACUUUUAAUAAAAAGCAUGGCGCCACCUAUGUUUCAUUUAUGAUUAAAGCGAAUACACAAACCAAUAAAGAUUGACCAAUAGGCGAUGAACACAGAGGCAAAGGGAUGAAAAUCCUAAUCUUAAAUGAGCUAGGAUAUGUUUUCUUACUUGCCAAAUAUUUGCCAUAAAUAUUUGGUUAGAUUUAAAAACGCAAAUCUCUAAAUUCUACUUUAAUAUAUGACAAAUAGCUGUUUAAAAAUUCAAAAUUUGAUUUAAGAAACUCUCACAUUCCUCAAUACUUAAGGUGUACAUACUGAUAGGGAAAAAGUGUUUUCUUAUCAAAAUAACAAAAAAAACCUUGAUUAUAUUUGUGGAGUAAGUCUCCAAUAAGAGGCCUUAACUUUUCCAUACGCUAUAACCAAAUGCAUGUAACAACAGAUUUCGCAUGACUCCCAACCCCCGUUGAGCGGCAGCCAAUCAAAAUGCCGCAAACUGUUGCCAAUCCAAAAUGGCCGCCUUGACUGCCGUUCGCAGAUGCUGCCCACCAUAAGGGUGGGCAGAAAUCCAAUAAGCCAAACCGAGGAGAGCUCAUUUCAAAGCAGUCAGCACAAUCAGAAUUUAUUCCAAUUCGGGCUUCCAAGCAGAACAGUAGAACAGACCCAAGGUCGUGAGUCGUAUCAGAAUAGGACAAUAUACACAUACUAUAUACCAGCAGCAGCAGCAGCAGCAGCCAUGCAGCAUCCGAGCGAGCAGCCCACCUACAUGCCCGAGGUGCCCUUUCAGCCACUGUGGGGCCAGGAGGCACCACCGCCGCCGCCCAUAGUGCCCUAUCAGGAACUUAUCGCGGGUUUUCCCUGCUCCGAUUUGUCGCUCUGGCAAAGAUCUCAAGUGGCACCGCUAGUUAACCAACGUCCAAGCACGAAUGGGCGCUCCCAUGGCUCCUCCUCCGCCAGCUCGAAGAAAACGCGCCGUCGUGUCGCCUCCAUGGCGCAGAGGCGCGCGGCAAACAUACGCGAACGCCGUCGCAUGUUCAAUCUGAACGAGGCCUUUGACAAGUUGCGCCGCAAGGUGCCAACGUUCGCCUAUGAGAAGCGGCUAUCACGCAUUGAGACCCUGCGCCUGGCCAUUACCUACAUUGGCUUCAUGGCGGAGCUGUUGAGCGGCACGCCCUCCAACACCCACAAGUCCCGCUCGGACAUGUACGGCGGCAUGAAUGGACAUCAUCAUUCAACGGCUGUGGCCCAAGGUCCGCCAAUGCAUCCGCAUCAUCUGCAUCCGGCGGCCUAUCAACGCGACUUUGCCUCGCCCUACAACCACAGUUUGACAUAGAUCUCGUCGGGCGGAUUAUUACAAUAUUGUUCCGUGUUCUUUGUUGCCAUAUCAUGUGCUUAGACCUAAGAUUAACCCAUAUAAAUGUGAUAGAUGUGCAAAUUAUGAA